AGCUGUGGAUCAGAAAGGGCAAAGUAUAUUAAAUGGACAAGUAGAAGGAGCAGAUAAGAAUGCUGAGGAAGAUUCUAGAGCCAGGCUUUCUGACAAACCUGGUCCUGACGAUUCAUGGUCUACCUCAUCUAGCGAAGACUUAGAUUUUGGUACCAAGAGUAUGUCUGAGAAGCCCAACAAAUAUGUCCCUCAUGUCUCUGGAGCUGUGGAUCAGAAAGGGCAAAGUAUAUUAAAUGGACAAGUAGAAGGAGCAGAUAAGAAUGCUGAGGAAGAUUCUAGAGCCAGGCUUUCUGACAAACCUGGUCCUGACGAUUCAUGGUCUACCUCAUCUAGCGAAGACUUAGAUUUUGGUACCAAGAGUAUGUCUGAGAAGCCCAACAAAUAUGUCCCUCAUGUCUCUGGAGCUGUGGAUCAGAAAGGGCAAAGUAUAUUAAAUGGACAAGUAGAAGGAUCAGAUGAGAAGGCUGAGGAAGACUCUAUAACCAGGCUUUCUGACAAACCUGGUCCUGAUGAUUCAUGGCCUACAUCAUCUAGCCAAGUCUUACAUUUUGGUACCAAGAAUGUCCUGAAAUCACGCAUAGCAAAGCUCCUGCAUUCCUCUUGGCAAUUCAUUAAAAACAUGAGACCAAAACGUGGUACUAUGAAACCAAAAGAUGGAACCUUAUCUGAGGACAACAAUCCUGAUUCUGAAAAUAAAAAUAUGGCUGAAACUCUUUCCAAACCACCAGUCAGAGUUUAUGGCGAUCCUGUUCCUGUUUUACCAUCAUCUAAAUCUCUUCUGAAACCUUCUCUCAAGACGUUAGCUGUCCUUGGUCUUGCAAAGUAUCAAGUUCCAUUAAAGGUUGAAGAAAAAAAGAAGCACAGAGGAAGUGACAUAGAAGUAUCAGAAAACAUACAUGAUGCUGCGGCUGCUGGAUUAAUUCCACAAAGACAGAAUGGAAAAACUGAUAACCAUCAAUUGCCUAUUACAGAAAAUAAAGAUUCUGAUAGGAGGGAACCUGGUUUACAUAUGAAGAAGUUAAAGAAAGGUGAAAAUGAAAAAGGGACAUCAAAAGGAUCUGUGAUCACACCAGUGUUGCAGAAGGCAGAUUCCCUAACUGGUGGUCCACUACAAAAGAAUGAUGGCAGCCAUUUCAGUGAAAAGGAUCAGCAUGAAAGCAGACCUGCAAAGAAAAUUUCUAAGAAAAAGAACAAGGUCAAAAAGCAAAUUACCUCUAUGGAUGACCUUGUCGACUUCAUUCAGUCAUCUGAAACAGCUUCAGAGCAUUGUGAGUUGCCUUACUCUAAGAAUUUCAUGUUGCUGAUUGAACAACUUGGCAUGGAUUGUAAAGAUUAUGCUGGCUUCUUGAAAAUCCGAGAUAUAUGUGUUUCUUAUGAGAAAUUAAGGAAACUUAACAAAAAUCACUGUAAACUUCUUAUGGGAAAAAUGACAGAAAUGGACAAAGUGGUUAGUGCACUACAAAACGAGCUACGAGAAGCCAAAGACAUGAUAUCACGGUUAGAACAUCAAAAAGUGGAAUGGGAACGUGAAUUCUGCAGUUUGAGAUGUACCUUAAAACAAGAAGAAGAAGAAGAAAGAAGAAAUGCUGAUAUGUUAUAUGAAAAUAUUAGGGAAAAGUUAAGAAGAAAAGAAGACGAAUAUAAGAAAGAAGUUGAAACAAAACAACAAGUUGAACUCGCUCUUAGAACGCUAAACAUGGAAUUGAAGGCCACCAAAAAUCAGGUAGUUGCAAGACAACUUCAACAAGAACUGGCUGAUACUCUGAAGAAACAGUCUAUGUCAGAGGCUUCCCCAGAGGUUACAUCAUAUCUUUGUCUGGAAGAUGAAACACGGGAUCUCAAGAAGAAAUUAGCUCAAAUCAGAAGUCAGUUGCAAGAAGAACAGGAACGACAUGGAGAGGCCGUAAGAUAUGCUGCGGAGAAGAAAGAUCAUGUGCAAAAGCUACAGGUUAAAAAUGCCACACAAGAAGCAACCAUCAAACAUCAAGCGGCCCAAAUUCAAUAUCUUGAGAGCAACGUGAUAAAGACAAGUUUGGCUGAUGUCCUUACAACAGAACUGGAAACUACAUCUUCAAAAUGUCUACACAUGGAUGCAAAAAAUCAAGUUCUUCAACAAGAGUUAUUAUCAAUGAAAGCUUUCGAAGAAGAACGUGAAAAACUAGAGAGCAACAACAAGAAGUUACAGCAAGAAGUAGUAAAAUUGAAACAAUUUAUGGAAAUGAAUAUGGUAGAACGCGGUCAAGUGGAACAGUAUAAACGGGAGAUUGAAGAAAGAGCACGACUGGACAUAGAAGAAAAAUUACACGAAGUCAACCUGUUUUUACAGGCACAAGCAGCAGCUCGAGAAAAUUUGGACCAGGUAAGAGAAAAUGCUCAUGCUUCAACGAGAAGUCAAAUGGAACUUAGAAUUAAAGAUCUGGAAUCUCAGCUCUCUACAAUGAAGAUGUCUCAAGAAGAUUCGACUAAAACAGAGUUGGAAACCUACAGGCAACUCUACCUAGAAGAAUUAAAAGUUAGAAAGUCCUUGAGAAAUAAGCUGAACAGGACUAAUGAGAGACUGUCAGAGAGCAAUACAAAACUUCUUGUGGAGAGACAGCAGCACCAAACUUUACUCAGGACCCUUACUAUGAGCCCAGGCCUGGAACCACCUUAUUGUGGACAUUUUGAAAAUAAUUUAGUGCUCAAUGGAAACCUUACUCCAAGAGGAAACUUAGUGAUUCCUACCUUAAACCCACGGCCGUCAUAUGACGACAGGGAGACUUCCUUGUGGAAGACGCAGCGGGAGUUGGAGAAAAGAAUAACCAGAGCACUAGAAGAAGCUGCUACCAAAUUUGAAUGAGGAUCCUGUAGAAAUCCUUUAGUAUCUACUGAUGAUUCAAUUCUAAAUCAAGAUCCAGUAUGGAAAGCGUCACGAGAAUAUGUACAGAUUUUGAACAAAAAUUAUACAAUUUGAAAAAUAAAUAGAAAAAAUUUA
Molecule: messenger RNA, 2974 nt
Organism: Neofelis nebulosa (Clouded leopard)
Lineage: Eukaryota; Metazoa; Chordata; Mammalia; Carnivora; Felidae
Product: ankyrin repeat domain-containing protein 26-like
Exons: 25
Coding region: 161-2839 (892 amino acids)
Source: RefSeq, a predicted model, not a curated record